AUGUCUAAAGUACCUAAAAUACCAUUGGUUAAGAGCUCAAUAGAUUAUGUUUCUAUUUUCAGUAACUAGCAAGACAUUAAAACAAUAUUCCGAAGAGUAAAGAGAUCAGAAGACAGUUUUAAAAAAACAUUAUCAUAAUCUCACAAUAAGUUCUACCAGAAAAUCAUGCAUCACAGAAGAUUAUAGUUACAAGAAGAAUUUGGUAAUAGUUUUGAUGGAAUGGUUGAUCUCGCUAAGCCAAGAAAUAGGCAUCAUCAUUAAGACUAGAUUUAGAAAUUCAAAAAAUUCUCAAACUACAUUGAAGAAGAUAUUGAAAAUGGAAUGAGUCAGCAAUUCAAGGAUUAAAAUAACAAAAAAUAGAGAAAUCAAAGUGAGGUUUAUGAAAAAGCACUCUCCAUAAAUAACAAUGAUGAUUUUCUUAAUAAUAAUAUUUCACCUCAAAGAAGCAUUCUUCAAAGGAAUCAAGAAUAGGAUUAAUCAUUUAAUAAUGAAUUGGUAAAUAGAGAACUAGAAGCCUUAUUUGCUUAGCAAAACGAGGUCAGUAAUUAAAGAAAGAGAAGAAUUACUGAGAUCAAUACUGAUAGGAAGGAGAUUAAAAUACUUUUUGACAGUAAUGCCUUAGACAACAUAUCAUUUAUUUAAUUCGUAAAAUACAUGAAAGAUAAGGAUGUUUUGGAAUAAGUUCUUAUUAGAUUACAAGAAACUAUCCCUGAACUCAAUUAAGAUGGAGUUAAAGAUUUGAGAUAACUUUUACCUGAAGCUGAUAAAAAGUUGUUUAUGGCAUAUCGAGAUAGAUAAAUCACUAUGGAUUAGUUAAAGACAAGAGUGAAUCAAAAGAUGUAGAGAGCAACUUAUAAGUGCUUAGAUGACUUGAUUUAAGAUGGAUUGCAUCCAUCAAUCCUUUAAAAUUUGGAUUAAGCUGGAAAACUUAUUUAAAUGAUCCAUGGGAAAGAUUCAAUUAAUGAUAUCUCUAUCAAAGAAUUGACAUCAUUAGAUAAACCCUGGCAAAGUAAUCCUCAUUGUCUCCGAAGUUUGUUUUAAUCAGAGUAAGCAGAUGAAAGACAAGCCUUACAAAAAGAAUAAAGAAGAGCUUUAGCUAAUGCAGUCAAUCACUCUGAAUUUCAUCCAUAACUAUUAGAACAGAGUGUAAUUAGCCAGAUUGAUGAAUCUUUUAGGGGAAAACUUAAAGAGCCCUAAGUUAUAAUAAGAAAUAGAAGUGAAGAGAAUCUUAACCGUAGUAAAAAAAAUAAAAAGGGUUAGAUUUUCGAUUAAAAAUUAAGAUAAAUAUAAAAGAAAGAGUUGUAUAUCAAGAAACUCAAGAAAACUCUAAAUGACUACUCAAUUAAGCAUUAGAAAGAAUAAUAAGAAAAUGCUGGUGAUAGGAAUAAUCAAAAGGAAUCUACUAAGUAUGCAAGUUUAGGUGCUGAUAUCAAUGUGCUCUGUAUUCCAUUUGAUCUUAAAAAAAUUGACGUGGCAAUGCAGGAUCAACAAAUUGAAGAGAGUCAUUAGUAUAACCUUAAAACAAAUGAGCAAAGGUACAAUAAAAAGGGAUCUGUUCAUCGAGCAAAUCAAAGUGUGAUCAUUCCUCUUUAAGAGUCAAUAAUAAAUCAGUCUUUAGCAAAUAACAAUCGAUUAAGCAUAUAAGCUUAAAGUAUUGAUUAAAGAAGUGUUAGUGCUAAAGGGUCUUCAUAUGGGCUUUCUAAGAAAGACAAAAAGAAACCAAUCAACAAGGAAAUGCUAUUUUUAAGGUAAAUUAAUCAAGAGGGUGGCAAAGUUUAUGUGAAUAAAAGAGAUUAGCACAUUUUAUAGGAAUAUGUUGAUGAUGAAGAUAUAUUUGAUUCAAGUGUCAAAAGAAUAGAAAUAAGAAAGCCAAGACCAAGAGAUAUCCUUAAAAAUGGAUUUCCAUCUUAAAAGAUUCAUAUGCAAUUUACAAACAUUUAAACAGCUGAGAAAGAAAUAGCUAAAAAACCCGAGAUGCAAGCUGAUUAUUAAUAUGUGAUUAAUGAGGUUUUAUCUGAAUCGAAAUUUGAUAAUAAUGAAUUAGCAUCAUAAGAGGAAAUGAUUAUGUCAACCAGACCUGCAAAUGAAAUAGUCAGGAUAGAGAUAACAACACCAUUGGCUAACUAAGAAUAUAGAGAUACAUUUUAAGUUUAGAAAUCUGAGUAAAUUGAUUUAGAAAAGCCAUAGCCAUUUGAAUAAUAGUAAAUUUAAGUUCCUAGCGUAAUCCAACAAUCUUAUCAAGUUCUAUCUGGAGUACUUCAAAAUAGAAAGCGAACUAAUGUAUAUGGAACACAUAAUUAGAAUUCACCUAAUAAAUUAUCGUCUCCUACUAGCCUCUACUAAAAUCAAUCAUUUCAUUACUAAAAUUAAGGCCUAAAAUAAACGAAUCCAAUCUAGCCUUCGCUGAAUUAUGAAAAAGAGCCUAUACGAAAUGUUUAUUCGCAGUAAAUUUCAAGACGAUAAUCACUUUCGUCAAAAUUGCCUAUCUAAAAUGUCUAAUCUGCAGUUUUCACACAAAAAUCUUUAAAAACUUAGGAAUAAUCUUAGAAUAGAUUCAGAAACUCUACUAACAACAAAACAAACAGCACUAAUGUUUCCUAAAACUUCUUAAAUUACGUUGAGAAUCUUGGUAUUCACGUGGACAAUAGUAAAUAACAUCUUCACUCUAAGGAGAUGAUUAUCAAACGCAAUAGAAUUUUCAGCGCUAAAACUAGACCUAAUGCUUUACCAAGUUCUUAAGAUAUUAGCUUUAUGAGAACUCCUUCUUAAAGCAGUCAUAUUUCAUUAGGAGCUAAGUCGAUGUAGCGAAUGGACUACAAGAGUGGAGCAAUUGCUUAUAGAAUUGCUAUGAAGCAGCUUUAAGAAAAUUCAAGCCUGAAUAUUAGGACUUCAGCGCAACUUUUUGAGAACAUAAAUACUAUCAGUAAUUAGCUGUUCAGUCCUGUUCAGUAAAUAUCAUAGCCUAAUCCACCUCAAAAGUGA
Molecule: messenger RNA, 2982 nt
Organism: Stylonychia lemnae
Lineage: Eukaryota; Ciliophora; Spirotrichea; Sporadotrichida; Oxytrichidae
Source: the annotation of a GenBank genome assembly